This is a messenger RNA of Lytechinus variegatus (green sea urchin), 11172 nucleotides long. Its product is annotated as syntaxin-binding protein 5-like. NCBI's taxonomy places the organism in Eukaryota, Metazoa, Echinodermata, Echinoidea, Temnopleuroida, Toxopneustidae. Gene Ontology annotation, cellular component: plasma membrane; SNARE complex; cytoplasm. Gene Ontology annotation, molecular function: myosin II binding; GTPase activator activity; syntaxin binding. The record is from RefSeq and is a predicted model, not a curated record. The coding region runs from base 59 to 3655 and encodes 1198 amino acids. Gene Ontology annotation, biological process: regulation of exocytosis; regulation of protein secretion. The transcript has 26 exons.
UAGACCUGGGGUAGACUGUCACGUGAGGCAUGAUUCUGACACAGCAGUCCUCCAGCUUAUGUUUCUUGUAAAUGAGGGGGCCCUUGUUAGUGUAUGUGCAGAUGAUAGCUUACAUCUAUGGAAUCUUCGUCAGAAAAGACCAGCAAUCCUUCACUCACUCAAGUUCAAUAGAGAAAGGAUAACAUACUGUGAUCUCCCUUUUCAAAGUAAAUGGCUAUACAUCGGAACAGAAAGGGGGAACGUCCACGUUGUUAACAUAGAAUCGUUUGUGCUUUCCGGUUAUGUAAUCAAUUGGAACAAAGCAAUCGAAUUAUCAAGAAAAACCCAUCCAGGUCCAGUUGUACAUCUUAGUGAUAACCCAGUAGAUGGAAAUAAGUUACUAAUAGGUUUUGAGACGGGUGCCGUGGUAUUAUGGGACCUGAAGACGAGAGUGGCUGAAUACCGGUAUAACUGCAGCCAGCCCGUCCGCAGCAUCGCCUGGCACUACGAGGGCAAGCAGUUUGUGUGCAGCCACAUGGAUGGCACGCUCACGAUAUGGAACGUCAAAAACUGCAACAAGCCUGCCAAUAUCAUCUCUCCUCACGCCAAAGUACCUGCCAAAGGAUUAAAACCAGAGCCGUGUGCCCCUGUGCCCAAGGUCGAAUGGGCAUCUGUCAAAAGCGGGGACCCCUACAUUCUCUUUUCGGGUGGACUGACGUACGAGAAAGCCACCCAAACACCCAGCAUCACUAUUAUGCAAGGCAAGACCACCACCGUACUAGAAAUGGAACAUUCCGUCGUCGACUUUCUCACUCUUUGUGAGAAUCCAUGGCCGAGUAAUCCACAAGAACCUUAUGCUGUGGUAGUCCUGCUCGAGAGUGAUCUAGUGGUCGUUGACCUUUUAUCACCAGGGUACCCUUGCUUUGAGAACCCAUAUCCAAUGGAUCUUCACGAAUCUCCUAUAACAUGUGUACAGUACUAUGCAGAUUGCCCAUCGGAUCUUAUACCCGCUCUCUACUCAACUGGAGCGAAUGGCCUCAACAGGAAGAAAACAGCCUACAGUAAGAGGAAUUGGCCAGUGAAAGGAGGAGAGUGGGGGUCUGGUGGCAGCAGUGAUCAAGAAAUCAUCAUUACAGGGCAUGCAGAUGGCUCAAUCAAAUUUUGGGACGCAUCACAGGUCAUGCUCCAAGUUCUCUACAAACUCAAGACUGCCAAGGUGUUUGAGAAAGCCAAGCAAGCCAAGACGCUGGACGGGGACGAUGACCCCUUCGCUAUCCAGCUGGUCAAGCUCUGCUCAGAGAGUAGGAUGCUCUGUGUGGCCGGAGCCAGCGGUCAUCUACUCCUCUACCGCUUCAGCAAGAUGGAGGCUUCAACUGAGCUACCGACACUAGAGAUCUCGAUAGUAUACGAGGCUGAGGAGCCCGAAACGCCCGAGACUGAGAUGCCCCCUAUGCCCAUCCAACCGGCACCCCUCAAGCGCAACACCAGCACGGUGAGUGCCAGCAGCGUGGCCUCGGCGACCCUCCCCUCCACGCCCAUCCAGCAGACGUCGACCACGCCCGCGCCCAGCCCCAUCAACCACCCCCAUCAUCACCACCAGCAUCAGCAGCAGCACCAGCACCACUCCCAUCAGACGGGCGGGGAGGGGCUGAGGGACAACGUGCCCAACCUGAGGGUGAAGGGCGGGGCCCACAAGAGGGGGAUGGGCUUCCAGCCCUCGCUAUGUGUGCAGCUGCUCUGGGUGGACGGGGAACCCCCUCCGACCAUCACUUGCGUGGAGAUCAGUUCGGCCUAUGGCUUACUGGCUUUUGGGACCACCAACGGGCUGGCAAUUGUCGACUACCUUCAACGGACCUGCCUACUCAACAUGGGCACGCCCGAUCUGUAUGGCUCAGCAGACCCUUACCAGCGCACCCCAAGAUCUCCGAAGAAGAACAAAUCGCAGCCGCAGGGCCUCGGCGACAUUGUGGAACAGUACAUGUCGGACCAGGAGAGGUGUAGGUCACCGGUUGGCUCAAGCAUGGCGGGAGAGUCGAACGGAGUAUGCAUCAGCCCGACCGGCAACAGUGCGAUGCGGGGCGGCGGCGGCGGAGGCAGCGGCGGAGUCAAGCCCCGCAACAACCACGACCCGUCUCAGCUCCGGCGCACUCCCAAAGUCAAUGGUGUCAGCCACCCUGAACACCCCGCUGACCCCCAUCAAACAUCACCUUGCCCCUCUACCCCGCCCCAACCUCCCAAACAACCCCCUCCUCGACCCCCUCCACCCCGCCCCCCUCCUCCCAACACCUCCCCAUCCACCCCCACCACCACCAGCGAGCCCGCACACAAACCGGUCUCUGCCACCAAUUCUUUCUCCUCGACCACGACCCGUUCCUCUUCUUCCAAUUCCUUAUCUUCGAACCCCGCCCUUUCCCAAACCAACCAAUCUAGUGGUGACCCGCCCCCUCAGUCCGAUGCAUGUCACAAAAAGUCAUCUGUACCCCGGUUUCGUCUUCUGGUUGAGUCUGUCGUAGCAAGCAUAAGUGGCAAGCAUCGUAGUGAGGGCUCAUUCACACGCUCACGGAGCUCCAGCAUGUCGAGCCUGGAGAAGGAGACUAGGGAAGGAGUCCAGAAUCUUAUAUUUUCAGAGUCCUACACAAGAAAAGAAGAAUCUGUGACUUGUCCAUGUCUAUGGGUAGGAACUACUCUAGGUUCAGUGCUUGGUAUUGUUGUAAAUCUUCCACCUCCUGGUGAACAAAGGCUAUCCCAACCGGUCAUCGUCACACCAAGUGGUACUGUAUUCAGGCUGAAAGGCUGUGUAUUACACAUAGCCUUCCUAGACUGUAACGGUCUUCAGGUCCCACCAGCAUGCGAUGUGUGGAGGGACCCCAACAAAGAAACCAGGGAAGGAAGAGAUAAAAAGCCGUUACUACAAAGAAGUCGAAUGUCUCCCUCAUCAUCCACGGAGAUAGCGGAUCGUCAGUUCGUCGUCAUCUGCUCAGAGAAAGAGGCUAAGGUAAUAUCACUACCUUCCCAGACUUGUGUGUACAGAACGAAAAUAUCAGAAUCAUCUUAUGUUGUACGCAGUGAUGUCAUCAGUAUGCAAAACAGCGUAUGCCUGGCGUGCUAUGUAGCCAAUGGUCAUAUUAUGACUUACAGUCUACCUAGCUUCAGGCUUCUACUAGACAAAGAAUACCUUCCACUUACAGAUCUCAGGAUCGGCAGAACAUUCCAAUUUAGCUCACACGGUAAAGGCUUGUAUCAAUGCUCACCCACAGAGGUACAAAGGUUUACAAUAUGCAGUGAAGCGAGUGAGAACCUUCAUGAUAUGCUAGGUGAUCUGUUCUUACCUGUUAACACACCAGAAGCACCUAGUAAAGGUUUCUUCAAGGGACUCUUUGGUGGUGGUGGAGGAGCGCUAGACAGGGAAGAACUUUUCGGUGAGACUGCGGGUAAACCAUCGAAGAGCGUUGCAAGACACAUUCCAGGGACAGGGGGACUCGAAGGGGUGAAGGCCCAGGCAGGAGGGGCCAUGGGAGAGGUUGCAAAGGCCAGAAUUGCAUUGUACGAGAGAGGUCAAAAGUUGAGCGAACUCGAAGAGAGGACAGCCCAGAUGAUGGCGAAUGCAGAGAACUUCCAACAGGCGGCUAACCAAAUCAUGCAAAAGUACAAAGACAAGAAGUGGUAUCAAUUUUAACACACUGCAGCUUGCACACCUGGGGUAGGAUUUCAUUUACCACUUUUAUUAUCCCAGUCAUCGAGGAUCUUCGUUGCGGCGGUGGGCGCGAGGUUGACAUACGUGUAGCGUCCGCCCAGCGACGGGAGCGGUGCGGGCAUUUUUCUUUGCGCGGUCGGACCGAGGAUUUGAGCGACAGAGCAUUUCACUUACCACUUCACGUCGGCGUCACGGUUUUCGUUUUCGAUGCAACUGCUUUUUGAAAAAACUGAGAGGAACAGAGUUUUCGUAAAGAUGGUUGUAUUUAUCAGUUCUCUCUCGUAAAAAAAAUGAAGGAUGGAUCACGCAAGACGGUGAUUGUCAAACUUCGGACGAUGAUUAGUAUUGUGAGUUGGAGGAGGUCAGGAGCAAAGACUUUCCAAUAAACACAAGAUCACACACGCUUGCUUGCUCAGACAACCUGUUUUGUUGCGGGGGUGACUAAAAGAAUGGAUGACGCGGUGGCGGAGGUAGGUGUGUUGCCAUGGUAACGUGAUGGAUGGUGGUUAGCAAUGUACCGAUGCAUGACUUGAUUAGCUGUCGAGAGAAGGAGCCAGAGCAUACACGCCGUCAGAUGGGAUUUACAGAGAGGGGGAGUGAUCUAAAGCUGGAACAGCCGGUAGACUCAGCCUCUCCCAGUGCACGCUAUUACAAUUUAGCGAUUACAUUCACACUCGUCGGGUUCAGGCAAUACUCGACAUAGAUUUUGAGACGUAUUCCUCGCGGGACGACGACGCGGGGCAGUCUCGACGGAAAUCCGGUGAAUUCAAAGCUAGUCUGACAGAUGCAGUAGCUAUUCAGGAGAAGUAGGGUGUAUUAAUUAAAUCAUAGAUAAUGUUUGUGAUUGUUUCUAAGCAAAUUUUACGAAUGAAUACUUGGGUCCUGAUUUUCUUCCAAAGUAUAUAAUUGUAUACAUGAUUCUGAAUGGAUGGUAGACUAGAGUUAUUGGUGUAACCCUAGAUAUUCCCCUAGUGUGGUUCUCUUCCCUUUAGUCGUAUACAAUAUCAUAUAUAUGUAAUUUAUAUACCAAAUUAUCACUCAAAACAAUGCAAAACAAAAACAAUUUUGAGAGUGGAAUUUCCUUUCUCUUCUCUCUCUCUCCCUCUCUCUGCUAUUUAAUCUCUCCCUUUUUUUCUUAAGAAGUCGUAGGUCGUUGUAACUUCCAUCUUCAGCUUCACAACUCGUGGAUGAAAUGGUUUUUGCUGCUAUUAUGUACAUUCCAUUAUGGUUCGGAAGAAUAGGAAUUUCCGUGCGGUUGAACAAAGUUGCUUGUUUCAUCCAAUCCUUUUCUUCUCUUUGGAAAGUUGAUUUCGCUUCAGCAUUUUCAGUUCAUACUGACACCAAGCGGUAGUUUUGCUAUGGAAGAUUGAUGAUUUCAUAUUUUCAUUUAGAACUGGAUUUACAUGUUCAUUCUAGUUUCUAUACUUAAAAGUGUUCUAGGUAAUUCAACGGCAAUGCUUUGCAUCGUCUUCACGUUGUGUUUGCAGUGACGAUACUUUUAUCACAUGCAACGUGCUCUUGCAAAAAAAAAUAAUAAUAAUACAUGUCAAACUUUUGUUGUCCUUGAUGUUUGUUUAUAUUUCAAUAAUAUACUGUACAUAAGAAUUGUCUCAAUAUAUGUAGUUUAUAGAAGUAUUUCAUAUACGAACGUGAGACUUGAGAGAAAGAGAGGCAUUAUCUUGUAUGAUUGUGCUGAAAAAAAUGACAUUCACAGCACUUAUGGCUAUGAUGUGCAACUUGUAUAGACAACAUUGUGAAAUAUAUACAUCGUAUGUUCACAUUAUUUUUCAUUUCAUUGUGCUUGAGGUCACAUAACGCACUGUCUUUAUCCAUGUUUUUUGCCGGAUGAAGUAUGAUAUUUUUUAGCAUUUGGUCUAUUUUUCCCCUUUUCUCAAGAUUUGUUUUCCCCCUUGAUUACAGUAUAUCUGUACUUGGCAAAUAAAACGAAUUAUCCUUCAUACCAAUACACCGUUUGCAGAAAUGCAAACAUGUUCAUAAUUAUAUACUAUUCCUGUAAAUAGCGCUUUGUAUAUAUAAAAAAAAAUUGAGUUGGAAAAAAAUAUGCUAGUUAUACUAGAAUAUGAUAACAUUUAUGCCAUGUAUUAUGUAAAAAAAAAUAAUCUAGUUUUAUUUAAUUUGUGCAGUUGCAAUUUUAUGUAUUCAAACAGGCAAUCUGGCUUGUGGCUUUGAAAUUGAUUUAUAUAUCUUCUUGGAAUUAAUCAGCGAGUCUGAAUUGGAAAUUGCCAGUGUUGUGGGAUUGUGUUUUUUGUGUUGGAGAGAGGAGAAGUCAUUGGUCGACCUGGAAUUUGGGGAAUGGGUAAACGAUUUAAAAUCACUUUUUUAUUUAUUCAAACCGAAGUUACCAGGGCUUUAUUCAAGCAGGUGAUAUUACGUUCAGUUUUAGCAUGGCUUUUCUCAGGUUUCUGCCCUACUACGUGCCAUAAAAAUACUCAUGUCCUACUCAUGUCAUACUAAUAAUGAUAACAUUUAAUUGACAUCUCCUUUAUUUACUAAUUAUUUAUAUACAGUGUAUAUACCCAGUUAAUCAGAGGCAUCAUCAAUUCAGAAAGCUCUCCCUAUUUUUUCUUUUCUUAUUUUUUUUUCAACUUUACCCUGGUGGUAUAUUAUUUCUGAGAGCAUUUUUUGAAAGGAGAGAAUCGUUAACUGCUUAAUUUGUAUUCGAAAAUUUACAUGCUACCGAUAUUUAUCGCGAACUGCUGUGCAAUCUAUUUUUGUUUUCAGUAAACUGUUUAGGAAGUCAGUUACAAAAGUAUUUUCAUUAUUUAUUCAUGUUCAAAGAUUUCCUCCAUAUUCAAAGUAAUAAGGAGCUAUAAUAAAUGAAGGAACAUGUAUUUCCAUGAAUUUACAAUUUUGUUUCUAAUUCAAUCCCUACUGUGAAGUAUACAUAUAGUUUGCUUUUAAAAAGUUUGAAAAUUAGUGAUGACUUGAAUAUAUAAAGUCAUUCUAUAAAUUUCCAGGUUGUGAGGAGUUUUGUGAUUUGGUAAUAGUUACCGAAAUCCACAGUAGUGAACAAUUUUAUAAGGAUUUGGAAGGGGGAUAAAUAUUGGUAUUCAAAUAUCAAUUUUAAAAGGAUUUAAUUCUCAUAAUCUCUUUGCAUUUAGUGUACAGAUGGUUUCAUUCUGCUUUGUGACCCACUUUCUUGCCUUCGAGUUAAUAUGCGUAUUUCCUUAUAUGGUCUUGUUAGAACUUAAAUGUAAUAGGGUACAUGUAAAUCUGAAGAAAUAUGUAACUUCUGACUUUUAUUACAAUGAAAUACUAAGCCCAUUCCGGUAUUCAAAUAUUUUGUUAGAAAUUUGAGAUACUAUCAAACAGAAUAAAGUCAAUUAUUUUGAAUAUCUUCAUUGGCAGACAGAAUUUGUGUGAAACAUGAUUUUCAAAUUAUUUUGCAAUUGCCAAGCCACUUUCAUAAUGUUUUCAGUGUGAAUUUUGGCUGAAAUUUGCUUAAGAGAAGUAAAAUGCUAAGUAAUUAAUCGAAUACACACAUGUAUUACUUGAGUAAAGUAUUCUUUGGCAAGCAAAAUGCAUUAAUAUACCUCAUUAAAUUUUGAUUAAUUCAUUAUUGAAUUGAACUUCGGUCCUGUUCUUAUGGUUCAAAUAUACAAAUCAUUUCAAAAUAGUAAUCAGAUAGAUUAAAUGUUCUACAUUGAACAGAUAAAAGCUACAAUCCCAGCUAUUAUUGUAUUGUCAUAGUUAUAUAUUUUUAAAUAUGCUCCAAAUAUACAAAGUGCAUGACAAGUGUACUCAUUUGAGCUGUAUUCUUUUAAUAGCUUAAUUUACAAAUAAUGACUUGACCAAUUGGUUGAAAUUGGUUGAAGUUAUCCAUCUGCAAGACAUUUCGAGACAUAUCUAAAGUAAUCGUUAUUAUCAACUGCUCUUUUGAUAUUUCCUCCCACUCUUUGUCCAUGAAAUAUAUAUCGAAAUACACACAUAAUCCAGUCAUCUACAAUGUUGCAUUUCAAACAAUACCCAUAAAAUCCAUUUUGACCAUUUGAGAUUAUCGUGUAGAAUGUUUUGUGUUAUUUUGACAAAAUCAUUUGAUAGCAGAAAUGUUGUUCAGUUAUUCCGAGAUGCGUUUGUAGAUGCAAGUACAAUUCAGCUGCUUGAAGACAUUGGUUAAUAUUUACAAAGGUCUUGUUUAAAAUCUUCCCAAACUUUGAUAUGUGUUGUAUGCAAUGUUGUUCAUAUGGAUGAAAAAGAACACCCAGAAAGAAAGAAAAAAAUGAAUUCCUAAAGACACUAUCAAGAAAUCUGCACCUGAAAAAAAUCACUUGAUUUUGAUGCUGUGGAUUCUCCUUUCAACACAUGUAGUCUAUGGGCUCAAAUUGGGACGGUGUUUCUGGUCAUUUUUUUGAAAGCAUUUAAAUAAUGAUAUUCAGGUGUAAUUAUGUAGGGCUUCAUUUAUGCAACAUAUCUCAGACAGAGGUAAUAAGUGAGACCUUGUCGCUCAGAUUUUGUUUCUGUCAAAUCAAUUUUAACCAAUGCCUUUUUAAGUAACGAUUCAUAGCUCACAUAUCUUGUAAUGAUCUCCACUCAAGGACGAGUCUGUCUUCUGGUGUCUAAGUCUUUCUUAUUCUCACGAGGUAGCAUCCAGUCACCUUUUGUCGCUCACUUCUGCGAAUGCAACCUUGUACAGCACUCGUAUGUAUAUAGCGUGUAACAUACACCGCACGAACAUUCACUCAACCAACAUUCCAUAGCUUACAAACGCACUCACCUGAACUUAAUCAUCGGUGCAGCAUAGAAUGGCUCAUUUUAAUUACGUCAUGUCAACGAUUCUUGCAUAAUACAGUUCUUUUCAUUCGGUUAUUUGUAUCUACGGCACGUUACACAGAAAUAUUGAUCAUAUUGAUGAAAUUUGAAUAUGUUUGGUGUCCCGAUCUGCCAAUCAUUUUGUAUCUGAUUUGUUUGUAAUUUUACAUUGAUAACAUUAGACUAGCGAGAAUAUAUGAUUCUGUUGAUUAAAUGUCUAGCUAUAUAUUUGUCGAGGCAUCUGUAAGUGCCGUUAUUUAGAUUAUUAUUGGAAUUUGCUUAUAAUGCAUAAUGUUGGUGGAAUGAUAGAUCAUGAAGCUUGCAAGAUUUGUAUUUGUUUUUUUUAGUUAAUGAUUAUUGAAUUUCCUUUAUGCCAAGCCAUUCCAUGAUACGUUUGGAUAUUGAUGAAAAUUGAAAUGUACGUUUUACACAAUCAUAUAUUGCUAUUUUAUUUGAUAUUUCUGAUAGAUCAUGAAGAUAUUAGUUGUUGCAUUGGAGUUAUGUGUUCUAAUUAAAAGACUGAAACAUUCUGGAUUUUUGCCAAAUACCAACAGAAGUUGUCUAUGGAAUAUGAUGUAACUUACAUUCCAAAGCUACAUAUACCUAUUCAAAUCUUACAUUCUUUGACUAUCCAUAUUUUUGUAUUAAUCUAUUUCCAUCUCUCCAAAAUGGUUGAAAAUACUGUUUAAAUGUUAUUAUUUUGCAGUGCUAUUCUGCGGAAACUAUUAAAGAUUAAUUCAUUUUAUUGGCAUUCCAAUAGCACCAGUUUUUAUAUUGGGAAAUUUGAUGAAAAAUGUAUGUCGUUGUAAAAAAUUGUAGGCACUGAACUCUUUAUGAACUUCAUUGCUUUUUAGUAUUCCCAUCCAGUGACACAUCUUUCCUUUUUAAUUUGUUUAUUACCAUUAUGGGAUGAUAUGCUUUCACUCCAUCAGAAUUACUAUAUCUUUAGGACUAUCAACAGGCUUUAUUUAUUGGGCCCCAUCUUACAAAGAGUUUUGAUAAAUUCAAAUGAAACUCAUUUCUUUUUUCUUUCAACAGUAUUUAUUAACCAACUGUAUAUUUUCAUUUCACAUUUGCAUCAAAAUAUCAACCAUAAUCAAAUAAUACAUGCAGAAGACGAUUCAAAUGCUGUGAUCGAUUAUGAUUGCUUAAAUUUCUUAUCUCUAAAAAACAUGAUUUAAGAUUAAUUCCAGUUAAUUCCAGUUUAAGUUUGAUUUGAAUUCAUCACAACUUUUUGUAAGACAUGCCCCAGUAAAAAAUUUUUGUUGUAAUUGUGUUGCUACAACUGAUUUGUUAAAAGAUCUUGUAGAUUGCAUUUUGUUAUCUUCAAAAGUGAAAUUAAUUAUAUUAAAUAAGAUCAAUAUUGAUAUGCUGCUGAUCCAGUUUAGCUUUAUCAAAUUCAUAAAAUAUAAAGAUAAAUAGCCUGUCUAAAAAAUUCAAAUAAAAAUGUUAUUUUCCCAAGAAAGUUAUAAAAUACAAUUUUCAAGAAAUGUCAACCUCUGCCCCACUCCACAAUGCACAAUCCUGUCGAAUAAUAUUCUAACUGCAGAUAACUUUGAAAAGAAAUGAUUUGUUAUUCUUAAGGCAAUACACUGGACGUUGCAAAUUUAUGUUAAAUUAUUAAUGGUAAAUUAACAAUUUUCAAGUCUUCAAUGAUUUGCACAUGUUAUAUUCUUAAUGUACCCAAGCAAUAUUGAUUAGCAUCUUUAUUUGAACCCCCCCUCCCUUUCCCUCCUUGAAAAAGCCUAUGUAGCAUAUCUCAAUAUCUUUGAUAAUAUGAAUAAUUUCUAAACAAAGAAAGCCUUUGCCAAAGAAACAACUAAUUUACAAAAUUUGAGAUACUUUAUCAGCAAUACAACUGGUAUAUGAAGUGUAUUCGUGUAAAAGGAAGUUACAUGAGGAUUUUAGGACAGUUUUAUGCCAGCUAGAAGUUGCUAUAUUAGAAGGGAAGUUGUCACUUUGGUUGUGACGAGUGAAGUUGAGUAGAAACUGAUCAUUGCCAUGAUGCGACUCUAUUUUUUUUCUUUAAAAAAUUGUUUUCAUGUAUGCUUAAUGCUUAAACUUGCGUUUUGGACAUCAGUGUUGUUCAAUCGAAGGGCGCGGGAUUUUUAAAAAUCCAGAUUUAUUUUCCCUUCAUCAUACUGUGCAAUCUAAUGAUGUAGUUGUAUAUCACAGAUUAUUCAUAUUCGAUUGAUGAAAAUUGUAAUAAUUGAUGUGUGUUUAGAAAAAAAGAAGAAAUUUGCAAGAGAAAAUAUAAAUAUAUAUAUAUAUAAAAAAUAAAUAUAUAUGAUUCAUAAAUGCUACAAUAUAAUGAUGGUGAUGGUGCGACAAUGUGAAUAGCUGAACCUUAGGAAAUCUAAUUGAUAUUUAGAUAUAAGUAUAGAGAAAUAUAUAUAAAUGUAUCAUAAUACCAAAUCGGUUUAAUAUGUGGUUCUUUUCAUUGUACUUCUUGUUUGAAAAUGGAAAAAGAACAGAUAAAUGACUCUUACGAAUUAUAUUAUAUCAAAUAUUAUAUCUGAAACCUUAUGGUUGAUGUCACUGUCGGAUUUGGACAGUGUGUUUUCCCCUUUUCCUCUUAUUUUUCCUUUUUUUCUUCUUGUACGUUACGGGAGGAGAGUUGUGGAUGUUCCUUGUUGCAAAUUAUGUACAGACGACAGUGGCUAGAUUAAAAACUGUCUGUGUAGACACCAUCCUAUUAAAAGACGGUAUAUUCACGCAUUACUCAAACA